AUGCUCACAGAACUAACGAAACAGGUCCCCUGCCAAUUCUGCGGCGUGCACUUCAACAUCAGCCGCAUCCGGUCGAAAUGGGAGCCGAGGUCAGCGGCAUUCGGCCCUGGUGGUCGCGGCGGAUGGGUCGAGGGACGGGACUUCACAAGGGAUGAAAAAGACGAGGAAGAGCAGGCGCAAGAUAUGUACGAUUACGAUGACUGCUCAUCCGAGAUGGGGUGCUGCAUGGCUCUCCGAGCUCCUGGGUUUUAUAGCCCGAGACCGCUGUUAUAUGAUGAUGAUCCAGCGGGUGGCAUUCAUGUGGAUGACCCUAACUAUGAAUAUCAGAGUGAUUCUGGGGAUGACCCUCUGGAAUAUGAGUCAGGAGCAAGUGAUGGUGAGGAUGAACGUAUGGAGACAGCCGAUGAUGGAUGUACAAGUCAACUAGAGUGGACCUUUAAGGUACAGGGGCCUGAUCACCCGGAAUACGACACCGAGUUCUACCCCCUCUCAACACAAUUAGGCGAGAGUAUUUGGACCAUCAAUGCUGAUGGCUCCAGGACAAUGAACAAGGAGGCCUACGACAAGUCCAGAUGCUAUGAACAUAUUGCUGGGCCAGACUGCCGAAAUAGCCGAGCUUACUUGGGGAGGAAUAUCUCCGCCGAAGAAAUGAGAGGCUGCCAUACCGUUCAGUGCAUCCUUGCGAAAGGACCCGGUUGGAAACCUCGAGUGGACGAUCUCGACUUCGAGCGGAAGAGUCGAUAUCAUCUGACGGGCGUCGCGCAGAUCAUGCCUUCUUCUGGAGAUGGAUUGAUAUUUGCGCCGGUUCGACACGGUGUCAAUAAUAUUCGGGCUGAAAUUGAAUUUAUGUUCGCAACGUCUCAGGAGGAGCUCAACGAGAUCGGGCUACCGUUUCAUCCAGCAUGCUUUGAGUUGUUUAUCCAAGCGAGCAAGCAGUGUUUAGGGGAAGUUGACAUGGAUACGUUGGUCCGGAUUCGUGACAGAGGAUGUAUGACAAGCCAGCCCGUUCCAAUCGAAAACCACGAACAUGUCACAGAAGGACAAGGACAGGUCUGGAACCAUCAGGUCGGCCAUGAGUACCUAGUCGCCAAUCCCAUAUUUGUCCCUGCGCUGAAGCCGAUCAUCAAGUCCGCCAUUUCCACGGACAAAGGGUUCAGCGUACACAACAGCCCCUUUGACGCCAGGAAUCAAACAAAUACCGUAUCAUCCGCCCCGGAUCCUUUCCUAGCAUUCCCUAUUGAAAUCAGUUUGAUCAUCAUUGACUACCUUAGCUCCCAAGACAUUGCCGCUCUUCGACUCGCCUCACGCGCCUUCACACACUUACCGAAUUCGCUAUGGCAUCGGCUGGUCAUUCGGGAAAUGCCGUGGUUGUAUGAAGCGUGGUCAUCGGAUCCGAUGCCAUACUAUUGGGCCACUGUAAUCACCCACGACGUGCACCAGGAAAAGGCAGCUCGAGAAGAGUGGGACCGUGACAUGGAGAAACAAAGACUUGUCAUCGCUGAAGAGAUGCCUGAAGUUCAGGCUGAAUGGCUGCGAAACCAACCACAGUGGGAAUGGCCGGACCACCCGGACAGACUGGAGGUUCUCGGUCUGAGUCCCGUCAAAUUGGAUUAUAAUAGCACGAAUUGGUAUCAGCUCUACCGUGACAUUACUGUCAAUUGGAAACAGCUCAAAGGGCUACAGAACCGUGCUCGGAUUUGGGACGCCAUAAUGCAGAUUGUUGGUGCGAUCAAGGCAGCGCGUGAGGAGUGUUUGGAUGAGAGCAGCAGUGCUGUUAUGGUUCAGUGAUUCUCAAAACAUAUCAAAAUUUUAUAUCUAGUCGGGUACCAUGGGUGGGUCGUGCAUUCUGUCUAGAAGUCCUUCCGAACUAUCCAUUGAGGCUUGACGGAUAUAAUCCAUUUUUAUAUUAAACUACACGCAACAAGCUUUAUUAGUACAUCAACCUUUUCCUUAAAAGUGUUUAAUACGGUAAACCAGAUAGUGG
Aspergillus pseudonomiae is the source of this 1984-nucleotide messenger RNA. RefSeq lists its product as uncharacterized. The transcript is spliced from 3 exons. Lineage: Eukaryota; Fungi; Ascomycota; Eurotiomycetes; Eurotiales; Aspergillaceae. The coding region runs from base 1 to 1788 and encodes 595 amino acids. The record is from RefSeq and is a predicted model, not a curated record. Gene Ontology annotation, molecular function: protein binding.